Messenger RNA from Gamsiella multidivaricata, 777 nucleotides. RefSeq lists its product as uncharacterized. Gene Ontology annotation, biological process: protein folding in endoplasmic reticulum. The record is from RefSeq and is a predicted model, not a curated record. NCBI's taxonomy places the organism in Eukaryota, Fungi, Mortierellomycota, Mortierellomycetes, Mortierellales, Mortierellaceae. The coding region runs from base 22 to 549 and encodes 175 amino acids. The transcript is spliced from 5 exons. Gene Ontology annotation, cellular component: EMC complex.
CACAAAACAAGAAAGCAUUCAAUGGAUUCAACAAGACACUGGCGAUUCAAUCUUCAAACUCCUGAUUCCACAAAGCGUGUUGCUGUGGACCCUCCGGGUUACGUUGGAAACAAGCACAUCGCUACGAGAGGACAUGACGAGUCCAAGGGCAGACAAGUUGACAAUGAAAUGCUGAAAGUUAAGAAAGCGUGGGAUGUAGCCCUCGCGCCAGGAAAGCAGCUCCCCAUGCAGGCGUUCAUGCUAUGGAUGAGUGGCAACAGCGUUCAGAUCUUUUCCGUGGCCAUCACGGCCAUGCUCAUGUUCUCGCCCAUCCGAGCCCUCGUGAAUAUGUCUCAGGUGCUCGAGAGAUACGAGACGGUGUCACCGGUCAAGGUGUCGUUCAUGGAAAGCAAAUUAGCGCUCCCGAAACUGGCAUUUGUAGCGAUGCAGAUCCUGACCAUUUUGUUGGGCAUGUGGAAGUUAAACUCGAUGGGACUCUUGCCGACAUCGCACUCGGACUGGCUGGCGUUCUUGGACCCCAAGAUCCCAGUAGAAUACACGGCAUCGUAGCAUGGUACAUACAUCUGUCUGGGAUGCUCUAUAUAUACAGUUUCUGUUUCGCAGCAGCGUACUUUACUUCCCAGGGCUGAAUAAAACCUUGGAAACCAUAGAAUGGGGCCUUGAAAAGCCGUUAAUGUGCCAUGUAUUUACAUGAUAUGAGAGGGCAGGAGAAGUGUAGCUCCUUGAGGAGGGGGGUUUUGUGUGCAUAAGAAACAUCCUCGAUAUUCUGGAAAGUAU